Molecule: messenger RNA, 750 nt
Organism: Erythranthe guttata (spotted monkey flower)
Lineage: Eukaryota; Viridiplantae; Streptophyta; Magnoliopsida; Lamiales; Phrymaceae
Product: E3 ubiquitin-protein ligase ATL59
Source: RefSeq, a predicted model, not a curated record
AAAAAGAAGUGUUGGAUAUGUUAGGAUCAGGAAUGAAUCUGAUUACAACCAUAAUUGGAUUUGGGAUGAGUGCAACUUUCAUAGUAUUUGUUUGUACUAGGUUGAUUUGUGGGAGGAUUCGCCGUUUGGAAGCUCAACACAUGUUAGAGAUUGACUCAAGAAUUGAUCUUGAGCUGCAAGAACACCGGAUUAUUAACGGUCUUGAACCGGUAGUAGUUGCCGCGAUUCCCACGAUGAAGUUCGAUCGCGAAGCGUUCAGUACGAUGGAAGACGCACAAUGCGCGAUAUGUUUGUCGGAGUACCAAGAGAAAGAAGUGUUGAGAAUUAUGCCGAAAUGCGGGCACAGUUUUCAUCUCUCAUGUAUCGACGUGUGGCUCAGAAAACAGUCAACCUGUCCGGUGUGCCGUCUUUCGUUACAUGAAUCUGUCGAUUCUAUUUCCGUUGAACCGGCCUCGGAAGUUACUAUAGAAACAACUUCCAGGUCAUCAUAGAAGAGAAUUACUUCUUCCUUUUUUUUUUCUUUUUAAAUUUUAAUUUUCCGUUUUUUUCCGAUGAUUUAUAGUAACAGGAUCAAGAUUUUAUAGCAGUUGUUAGACAGAAUCUCUGUAUAUAAAUUUGUGUUGUACGAGGUUAGCUGAUUUGUUUCAUAUGUUGUUGGUUUUAAGGAAGAAUGUUAGAAGGGAAUAUUUUAUGUAUGUAUAUAAAUUUAUAAUGUGUAUACAUUGUCAUUAAUAAAUACAUUCAACAUCA